This is a messenger RNA of Thalassophryne amazonica, 703 nucleotides long. Its product is annotated as 40S ribosomal protein S27-like. Gene Ontology annotation, biological process: ribosomal small subunit assembly; translation. The record is from RefSeq and is a predicted model, not a curated record. NCBI's taxonomy places the organism in Eukaryota, Metazoa, Chordata, Actinopteri, Batrachoidiformes, Batrachoididae. The transcript is spliced from 4 exons. Gene Ontology annotation, molecular function: structural constituent of ribosome; RNA binding. Bases 143 to 397 code for a protein of 84 amino acids. Gene Ontology annotation, cellular component: ribosome; cytosolic small ribosomal subunit.
CGCCCGCUCGGCGUGUUCCGGAGAGUAAAACAGUAACCACUAGUUCGUUGAUUGACAGUCAGUUUGUGUCUCAGGAAGCGCACAUCACACAUCACCGCGUCGUUUUUCACGUUGACGAAUAAUUUCAGAAAUUUGAGUCAAGAUGCCUUUGAAUCAAGAUCUGAUGCAUCCCACUUGGGCAGAGGAGAGGAGAAGACACAAGAAGAAGAGGAUUGUCCAGAGCCCGAACUCCUACUUUAUGGAUGUUAAAUGUCCAGGUUGCUACAGGAUCACGACCAUCUUCAGCCAUGCUCAGGCAGUCGUACCCUGUGCAGGCUGUUCUGUAAUCCUCUGUCAGCCAGCAGGUGGAAAAUGCAGACUGACUGCAGGUUGUGCCUUCAGGAAGAAAUAUUCUUGAGCAGGAAUGUCCGAAAACACAAGCAUAAUUGUGACCGCGGAUGGAUGAGUGAACCUCUCUCCAUGAUUCUACUUUCUAAUUUGUUUUCACACUUCAAAGUGUAUCCUUAAUAAGGAACUGCAUUGUGAAGUGAAAAUACACUGCUCCAGUUGUAUUUAGAGGAUGACAGAAGAGCAGCAAACAGGAACACAACAUCCCGUUUGGCCCAGCAUGACGUGCAUGCUUAUUACACUGAUGUGAUUAAAUCACUUGAUGUGGGGUCAUUUUGUGUCAGCAAGAUGCAUAAAAUGUCAAGUUUUGAUUUCU